AUGUCUACAAGUAUUCUGUUAGAUAGUACCCAUUUUAAUGAAAUUCGUAAAGCCAUUGGUUCACGUUCAGUUGCAUGGGAUGCUGUAGCUAGAUCUUCGGAGGUCGAUGGGAACGACGUUGCGGUCGCCAAACAAUUGGAAAGUAUUUUAAUCAACAAAAAACCUACUUCUGGCGAAUCUGAGCUCAAUGUCAAUAAGUCAAUGAUUGUCUCACUGAUCCAUUUUUUACAAACCUCAACAAACAAUGAAUCUAAAAAAUACGUCACCAACUUAAUUGCAGAAUUGUUCUCUUCAGAAGAAUAUUCAGCUGAUGCAUUGGCGGUCUUUAAGGAAACACCUUCCUUGAUUAAUCAACUUUAUGAAGUUUCAUUCCAAUCUACAGAUCCUCAAACUUGUCUAAUAACUGCAUUCAAUGUGGUCUCUAUCUUAAUUCAAAAAGAUACACAUGAUAUUGACCUUAUCAAAAAAUUAUUAAGUAACAAAAGUUAUUUGGAUAUAUUACACAAUAAAGAACAAAUGGACACCUCAUAUGUGUGUAUGAGACUGUUACAAGAACUGGCAGGAGUUAAGGAAUAUCGUAAAACCAUCUGGAGCCUAAGAGCUAAUUAUAUUGGUACUAUUUUCGGUAUCAUUAAAAGUGCCACUCAACCUGAUUCAAACACUAGAUUAGUUGCUACAAACUCAAAUAAUCUGGGUAUUCAAUUACAAUAUUACUCAUUGCUGUUGAUAUGGCUACUAACUUUUGACAAUACCAUUGCAUAUGAAUUAACUACAGAAUAUUUGGCUGAUUUCUUAACAUUGUUAAGGUUAGUAAAAGUUACGAUUAAGGAAAAGAUAUCUAGAAUAUCAAUUGCAAUUAUUUUACAAUGUUGCUCCAAGGAUGUGAAAGGAAAUCGACAAUUAAUAAAAAAACUAUUGUUGCUGGGAAAUACCUUACAAGUACUGCAAUCCUUAUCUGAAAGAAAGUAUUCCGAUGAAGAGUUAAAACAAGAUAUCUCCACGUUAAAGGAAAUUUUAGAGGCUGAAUACAACGAAUUAACCUCUUUUGAUGAAUACAUUGCUGAAGUUGAUUCAAAAUUAUUAUGUUGGUCUCCACCACAUAUCAGCAAUGGGUUCUGGUCUGACAAUAUUGAUAAAUUUAAAGCUGACAAUUGGAAGUUAUUUAAGAAAUUAGUCACUUUGUUAAUAAAUGUUGCUUCAAAUGAAAACGUUAAGAAUAUUUCAGAAAAGCAAAAGAAAAUAAUACUUGAAGUUGCUUUGAACGAUAUUACACAUGUAGUAGAAUUACUACCAGAAAGUGUAAUUGUUUUGGGGGAAAUGAAUGGUAAAUCAGUUAUAAUGCAAUUAUUGAGUCACUCGGAUUCCAGAGUAAAGUACGAAGCCUUAAAAGCAACUCAAACAAUUAUAGGUUAUAAUUAUAGAUGA
Molecule: messenger RNA, 1425 nt
Organism: Tetrapisispora phaffii CBS 4417
Lineage: Eukaryota; Fungi; Ascomycota; Saccharomycetes; Saccharomycetales; Saccharomycetaceae
Gene: VMA13
Product: H(+)-transporting V1 sector ATPase subunit H
Exons: 1
Coding region: 1-1425 (474 amino acids)
Biological process (GO): proton transmembrane transport
Cellular component (GO): fungal-type vacuole membrane; vacuolar proton-transporting V-type ATPase, V1 domain
Molecular function (GO): proton-transporting ATPase activity, rotational mechanism
Source: RefSeq, a predicted model, not a curated record